Messenger RNA from Girardinichthys multiradiatus, 1827 nucleotides. RefSeq names its product C-type lectin domain family 10 member A-like. Gene Ontology annotation, biological process: biological process involved in interspecies interaction between organisms. The record is from RefSeq and is a predicted model, not a curated record. NCBI's taxonomy places the organism in Eukaryota, Metazoa, Chordata, Actinopteri, Cyprinodontiformes, Goodeidae. Gene Ontology annotation, cellular component: external side of plasma membrane. Gene Ontology annotation, molecular function: fucose binding; D-mannose binding. The transcript has 8 exons. The coding region runs from base 62 to 1192 and encodes 376 amino acids.
UGUGUGAUGUGUGCGUGAUGAGGAAGAGGAACCUUCUGCUUCUUCUUCCUGAAGAACAAACAUGAUGUUUUGUUCAGUCGUUGCUUUAAAAGUGUCUGCAGCAGCUUCUGUUUUCCAACAUUUAACGAUGGCUAUGGAACUCACUUCAGGUUGUAUUUAUGAAAACUCUGUCCAGAAAACCAGAAAAGGAGCAGAUGUGGACGCCUCUCCAGGAGAGAUUUAUGAAAACCCGCUGGUGUUUCAAAAAGAGGAAAAAGCAGACAUGACGACUAAUCCUGGAGAAAAACCUGAAGAACGUGUCUCUACUGCAACAAAAGUUCAAGCAGCGGUGAAAUCUUGCAUCACUCUGGUGUGUUUGGGGACACUUUUUCUUCUGGUGGUGGUGGUGCGCGUUGUCCUCCUGGUCAAUAUAACCACGGUGAUGAAGAAACAGGAAACAACCAUCAGUGACCUUGCAGACGAAAAUAAGCAUUUGAUUCUGGAAAUCAGAAACCUGACAAAUCAGACCGAGCAACUUCUGGUGGAGAACAAAGUCCUACAGAACCAGACUGAGCAACUUCUGGUGGAGAACAAAGUCCUACAGAACCAGACUGAGCAACCUCUGGUGGAGAAGAGAAGCCUAAGUGAGCAGAAUAAGCAGCUGAUGGAAAAGACCAGAAUCCUAGAGAAUCAAACUGCAGAGAUGAGAAAAGAAAGAGACAACCUCAACUGGACUCUGGAGGUCAUCCUGACAUUUGAGAACUUUCCAGUGAAAGACUUUUGUCCCCAAAGAAAGUGUAAGCCCUGUCUGGAUGGUUGGAUUAUGUUGAAGAAAAGCUGCUACCUGUUUAACUAUGAAUCCUCUCCAUGGAAGACUUGGGAACAAAGUCGACAGUAUUGCAGAACCAAAGGUGCAGAUCUGGUUGUUAUUGACAGUCUGGAAGAACAGAAAUUUGUAAGUAAUCGCUCCAGUUACUACUAUGACACCUGCCAUGGAUACUGGUUGGGGUUACGAGAAGUUAACAGUAACUGGACCUGGGUUGAUGGACGCAUUGAUACUCUGAAGUACUGGAUUAAUGGGAUUUAUGGUACUCCAGGUCCAUAUGCUCUGCUGAUCCCUCAGAAGAAUUACAGUGAGAACUGGGACCGAGUAGAGAAUACGUUUCUGAACCGGUUUAUCUGUGAGCGUGACGUCCUGAUAAAAUCAGAUUAAUUAACACUGUAUCUCUUCUCUUUGUGUUGCACAUGUUUGAAUCAUCAAUGUCUGAAUAUUAAGAACAGUUAUAAAAGCAUGAUUUUAUUUCCUUUCUGUUGGAAACUUUAUGAUUUCUCCAUAUUUCUAAUAUUCCUUCCCUCUCCAUGAAAGCAGAGCUUUAGGAAGAACUUUACAGCUUUCCCUGACAGAGGGCCCUAUCACUAGUUUUAUUUCCACUUCUUGGUCUAAGUGCAGAAAUGUUUCUUUUCUCAUUGACUGUUUUCUAAUUUUGUUCUUUUUGUAUUAUUCAGUUUCUUGUGUGACUUUUUUAGAACUAAUGUAAAGUUGAUUUUUUACAGUUUUUUGCAGAUAUCUUUUAUUUUUGUCUGUCUGUUUAUAUCUCUGUAAUCUUAUUUUAAUCUUCAGACUUUUCAUAAGAUUAAAAACAAGAUCCUCCACAAAGCAAAAAUCAUAUUUUCUCUUAACUUUUUCUAUAAAAAUAAAUCAACAGCAGACAUUUAAAGUUAGAGAAACUGUUGGUUCACCUGUUGGCAACGAGCAAAUAAUCCACUGUGUCAUUUUAAUUUUGUUCUUCUUCUGUAAAGAAAGCUCUUCCUCUCUGUCAUUUUGAAUAAAGAAUGAACCUUUUGAAA